Messenger RNA from Manis javanica (Malayan pangolin), 1946 nucleotides. It is a transcript of the gene GLIPR2, whose product is annotated as GLI pathogenesis related 2. The record is from RefSeq and is a predicted model, not a curated record. NCBI's taxonomy places the organism in Eukaryota, Metazoa, Chordata, Mammalia, Pholidota, Manidae. Gene Ontology annotation, cellular component: extracellular region.
CGCGGCCUUAUAAGGCGGGGGCCGGGCCGCGCCGGGGGAGGGGCUGCGACCGGCCGGCCUCCGUCCUCCCAGCAGCUGGGGGGCGGUGAGAAGGAGCGCAGCGGCAGCGGGAACUCCGGAGCGCGCCGAGCCGGCCAUGGGCAAGUCAGCUUCCAAGCAGUUCAAUAAUGAGGUCCUGAAGGCUCACAACGAGUACCGGCAGCGGCAUGGCGUCCCCCCGCUGAAGCUCUGCAAGAAGCUCAACCAGGAGGCUCAGCAGUAUUCGGAGGCCCUGGCCAGCACGAGGAUCCUCAAGCACAGCCCAGAGUCCAGUCGCGGCCAGUGUGGAGAGAAUCUGGCGUGGGCAUCCUAUGAUCAAACAGGAAAGGAGGUGGCUGAUAGAUGGUACAGUGAAAUCAAGAGCUACAACUUCCAGCAACCUGGCUUCACCUCUGGGACUGGACACUUCACAGCCAUGGUCUGGAAGAAUACAAAAAAGAUGGGAGUGGGAAAGGCAUCUGCAAGUGAUGGGUCCUCCUUUGUGGUGGCCAGAUACUUCCCAGCAGGAAAUGUCGUCAACCAGGGUUUCUUUGAAGAAAAUGUCCUACCUCCAAAGAAGUAAUUUGUCAAAUGUCAUGGGAAAGUGCCAGACUUUAUGAUGUGGAUAUGAAGUGCCUAGAAAACUCAGCUGUGUGUCUGUCCCUGUGGGUGUAUGUGCUUGUGUGUGUGAUGCAUGUGUCUUGCACACUCUUUAGGAGAUACAGUCUUAUAUGAACUCAUUCUUAUCAAAGCAGUGAUUAUAUGAAGGCUUUACCCUCAUUCAUGGUUCCUACCGAGACCACAAUUAUUUGGACUUUGGAGGAAAAAUCAAGUUUUAAACUUUUUUAAGCAAACUUUUACUGUACAUUUCUCACUUAUAAUAUCCAUCCCUGAACCUUCUGUAUUCCAAAAAUUCAUGAUGCUAAGAAGGGAAGUUCAUUUUAUGGGUCUUCAUGCAUUAUAAUCUACUUUUGGUAGAUAGUUAAGAAUAUUAAGCUCUCAUUAAAUAUGACAUAAAACAGCUUUAAACACAUAAAUAUAAAACAGCUUCCAUUGGAAACAUGGAACAGGCAGGGGCUCCGUUUCACAGAAUUACUGAGAUUUCUCAGUUGUAAGACAUGAUGUCAUCUGAAAGCCUCCUGGAAUUCUCUAAUGGCACUGCCAAAGAACAAAUGGAGAAAAAAGCUUUUACUUCCUGAAAUUUUUCUACCUUUUAAUAGCAAAGUACAGCUACCACAACUACCCUUCCCACCACCACCACUUUUUUUUUCUUAAAAUCUUCUGGCAUUUCAGAGCUCAGAAGUCACUCCCUGGUUUCUGGGGAUCCUGGGCCAGGCCUGAGACUUGCCCCUCCCCCACCUCUGUUAGGUGGCCCAGGGCCUGUUCUGGGAGAAAGCCCCUCACACUGCCUGGGCUUUUAGCCAAGCGGCCUUGAAAUGGAUGAAGUCAGUGUGGGGGUGAGUGUGCGCUUACACAGGGCCUCCAGAGGAAGCCCUCCAGCCUUCCCCACCCCCUGACCCAGGGCGGGAGCCCUGGGUGGUUCCUGGCAGCUGUGGCUGCAGCUGUGCUGCUCCCUCCCGGAAUGUGUGACAGGCCCAAAUGUUCCAGGGAGGUAUCCCAUUUGGGGCUUAGAUUUGCUAAUUUGGCUCUGUUUAGCCUCAAACUACAUAAAGUUCUUCUGCAUAAUUUCACAUGGUCCAUGUGGAAGAUGCCCAGCUGUGUGUGGCUGGAACCAUGGCAUCUCCAGGUGGUAAAAUAGCAAGGCCAGGGGCUAGAGGGUUGCCAGCUUGGAAGCAACAGUCUGAGCAGGCCGGUCUUUGCAAAAUGCUUCUUGAAGGUCUAAGUUGCACUGUGAACAGUCUGUCUCGUGCCCUUCAUUUCACACAGGGAUACUAAGACAACAAUAAAAAUCUUUCUUUUGUGUAAUA